Molecule: messenger RNA, 4087 nt
Organism: Orbicella faveolata
Lineage: Eukaryota; Metazoa; Cnidaria; Anthozoa; Scleractinia; Merulinidae
Source: RefSeq, a predicted model, not a curated record
UUCAAAUGUUUGGUGAUUGCGGGUACUCCCUCACCUUUGCUGGGAAUGUUUUUCGGAGUAAAAAGUUAAUUUUUAUAGAAAUAAACGGCCACCUCGGUGGCCAAAAAAUGGCGUAUCAUACUUUGUCAUUUCUUCCCAGCAAACUUCGCGCAGCCACUGCAUUGUGUAGUAAAUGAAUCUCAAGUUUGUGCAAUAACAUAGAGCUUAAACAUUGAUUUGAUUUUAAAAAGUCAUAGCUAAGAUUUGGCUUUGGGUUAUUCAAAGGCAACUCAUCCUCUACGGUAUGGAGGUGCAGCAAAUAUUUUGAAGUACAUGCAUUAAGACACUCAUUCAGUGGCACAACAUUACUCCACCCUGAAAUCAAACAAAGCAGCUUGUAAACCAAUAUUCUUUUGUUUCGUCUUCUUUUAUAGUCUCGUUCUCUUGAAAACCGAGUUCCACAAGUCUAGGAAAGACCUUCUUUUGGCCUUUAACUACUUUAACAAGAGUGACCGUGAGAUUUUCAAAUUAGCAUGCGCAUUGUGUUAUCUGACAAUCUCUUUCUCAGAAGCUUUGAAGCGACAACACGAAUGCUUUCGGGACGAGAUCAUUAUCAAGACUGUUUCCGUGACUCAAAACUCUACUACACAGACUUAAUUCAAAUUUAUGAAUAAAUUAUGCGAUGUCGAGUGAUCUGAUAUAUCUCAAAACAAGCCCAGAUAGGAAUCGUACAUUUCGGAAUGGCUAAACUUAUCGACCUAUAUACUUUAAAAACGGAAUAUUGACUUCUUUUAAAAGCAUUAAGAGCAUGCGCAUGAAAAAUAUCAAGCUGAACCAGGCAGGAGGUUCGAGUCUGCGCUGCGCUUUAAGUCUGAUAAUUAUAGGACAUGAUCCAGUGGAUUUCAUUUCAACGUGGCCUUUCUUCUUUUAGAAAUAGUAAACCAAAGAAAGCUAGUUAAAUAUGCAUAAAUAGGCGUUAAAUGGCCAUUUUGCAGGGGGUCCUCUUAAAGGGCCUUAGUCAGCCACACCUUGGUUUUUGUUUACAUGCGAAAGUUUGACUAUUAUACUUUAUUCGGAGCAUGUUGAAACGAAGGAAAUCACUGUGAAACUACUAAAGAUAAUUGUACAGCUUUCAGGUACACAACUUAAUUACAGUAAAACAAUAAAAUUUCGUUUCACCAUGCAAUAUUAAUAAUUUCAAUGGCAUCGAAGAUGGCGGAGGCUAACUAGGGUCCUUUACGGGUUAGCGUUUCAAAUAUUUUGACCGUCUAUUUUUUCCAUAAUCAUUCGCUUACCAAACCCAACUAAAUCUGUGAUUUGAGUUGUAUCAGCCCCUGCCUGGUUCCCUCAUGGACAAACUAGCGCCCAAGCUCAAGAUUCAAACUUUGAAAACUGUGAAUCUUUUAAAAAUCUAACAACAAUACCUUGUAAAAAACUGGGGUCGUUGAAUUGUAAAACAUCAAUUGGUUUAGCUUUCUUACAAAGGUAAAGUAAAUACGAAGCAUAUUUUCCAGUCAUUUGAGGACUUCUUCUUCAAAUAAAAUAAAAAAUCGCAUUAUUUGAAAUCUAUGACAACCAAACGAGCAAAAUUUGGCAUUUUAUAAAAUGGAUUCCAAGGGACUUUUUUUGAUAAAGUUUGGGGGACCUCGAUUUUUCUUUCUAUCACCUCAAUCGAUCCAUGGUAUUUAUAGAAAGUUGCUCUUAAAAAAAAAAUAACUUAUCUGUAUUUUGCAAUACAAGCUAACCAUAAAAAAUUCACGACGUUUCGACCUCUCCGAGGUCAUUUUUAAGCACAAGUAAAAAUAUAUAAAAUUAGCAUAAAUAUUUUUCUAACAUUAAAAAUACUUUAAAAUUUCACAAACGGUAGAAUGCAGUAAAUCUGUAAGAUACGUGAAUAAAAAUAAUUACAGUGUGGUUGAUUUUGUGAUUCAAUUCGCCCAAUUAAAUUCUUUGUUUAGAUCAGUUCUUUUAAGCUUAUUAGUAUUGUUUUAUUGUCUGAUUGUUUUAGGUCCCCUUUUUUAUCACUUAACUUACGUUUUUUAUUGCAUUCUACCGUUCACCACAUUUUUAAGCAUUUUAAUUGUCAGAAACAUAUUUAUGCUAAUUUUAUAUAUAUUUAUCGCACUUGAAAACGACCUAGGAGAGGUCGAAACGUCGUGACUUUUUAUCGUUAUUUUUUAUUGCAAAAUCGAUCUCAAAGAAAUUACUCAUCGAGAUUUUCUCUGUUUGCCUAAAAAUAUAGGGAUAGUUUCAUUUACUGAUGGGAGCAACAAGAGUGGAAUGUUGAAAUGAAGGUGCAAAUUACUACGAAGAAACUCGUCAACUGCCCGACAGCUAUCCGUAGUAUUUCCAUGAUGGCUUGAGAUCACCCGCAUCCUUCAAACGCUAAUAUAGCAAAAGACUUCGGUUAUCUUUAGCCCGAGAGGUCUUUUUUCAAAGAUCAACCGGGUUUCGAACAUUCACGGAUCGAGUUCGUUCGAAAAUCACUUUAGUACUUUCGCAGUUUCUAAAGAAAUUAAACCCGACGAUUGCCGAAGAUGGCCGGAAUGUGUCUGAAGUUUUUCCAUUGCAAACACACUGGAUAUUGUUCAUACGACGCAUGGAAGACAGAGGGUUCUGCCCAGUCGAGCUGAGGCGAGACGCUGAAGAAAUGAGACCAAACAGCUUACAGAAAAUUCCGUUCUUGUUGCUUGCGGGCAUGAUACUGUGUGGAGUCAAUGAAGCUUUGCAGUUGGAAAUACAAGCAUUUCAGCCAGCGGUUGUUCCUAUACGAGCAAUCACCACUCUGACGCUUAAAACUGACAGGGAACUGAACGUGACGUCAAACACCUCUCUUCAAUGCCGGUUCAAGGAGAUCUCGGUGCCGGCCAGAAUGGAAGACGGUUUUAUCUUUUGUGACACACCACCGAUACGUAACACCGACAGAGUCUCGGUUCAUCUUGAUGUUGACGGGAAGCUGUUUAAAACUAAGAAGCCACUGUACUUUUAUGAACCAUUCAAAGUAACUAAUAUCACUCCACCAGUUGUCUCACCGGCUCAAAACGUCUUCUUGACCGUCAGCGGUAUCUCUUGCAAAGAAUGGAUGCAGUACUUCGUCAGAUUUCAGACUGGGAACGGGACGAAGAAGACCCAGCAGGGGAUCUGUAAGGAUUCUAUUGUCUCAUGCUACGUGUCUGAGUUUCCACCCAAUACUCGACUCCGAGUUGGCUUGACCUUGAGCAAUAGACUUGUGCAGUGGGCCGACAAAAAGAUUCUUAUUCAGUACCCCAUCGACGCCAUGAGAAGCUCCGUUCAAGAUGUCGUGACAAAUACUACCCAGAAAGGAGCAUUUACCUUCCGGGUAGCGCUGAAGGACCGCUUUAACAACUCCAUCAGAAUCACUGACAACAAGAAACAUGCAAAGAUAUCAGUGCAGUAUUCUUCCUAUACUCAACCCCAGUCAAUGACGUUUCUCCAGUGCUCCACAACGCCAACAACUACCGGAGAUGGAGAUGCCUUUGUGUUAAAUUGCGCUGGAGCUGAAAAAGAACGAAUCUUGUUUUAUCCUUCGAUAAACAAUGUGCCACUUGGAGGACAAGAGAAAUAUGAAGCUCGAACUACCUUAUGUCCAGGAAGAAGCAGUUGCGACAUUCAAGAGAAGUCGACGUCGUUACCACUGGUUCUUCCACUUGCUUGCGGAGGGGUUGCUCUGUUGAUUUUAGUGGUGGUUGCAGUGCUGUGUUUUGUUCGACGUCGCAGUGAAGAAUUUGUAUUCGAAAAGAAACUGAGGGAAUUCCAGAAGAGAAAGAAGUCAGAAAAAAUGGAGGUUCUGCGGCCUGAGAAUGACUCGGCCGAUGACCCUACGAGUCAACUAGUCAAGCUCACAGCGUUUUAUCCUCAAUUGGAUCAUCAACAACAGCAAAGUGGUGCCGAGCGCAGAUAUGAAGGGACACAAUCUGCAAGGCCUUCAGAUGUUUCAGAUGUUUCACCGGAACUUAGUUUGGAGCAACGGGAAGGGAGUGGAUAAUAAUCACACGGACACAAAAAAGAACGAAUGAAUGUAAAAAUGUUUUCUUGAAAUAGACCAUUUUACAGUUGUCUGCUUGGUGACCUGGGCUUUGAAUGGCAG